UUCAUUUGUGAUUAAAAAAGGUUUGUAAUCCAUAUCUAGACUUAAUAAUUAAAUAUACAGCACACUCAUCAUGUCACAGUUUGACUUGAAUUAAAUGAAAUAAGACAAAAUACACUCAACUAUUUCUAUUCAGUUUUUCCAUUCAGACUAGAAUAUUCAGAGUGAAAGAAAUGGGCUACUCAAGGUGCUGGAAAAUUUACAAUAUAAAUAAUAAAUUGAUUAUUUUUACUUAUAGGUUGGAACAGCAAAACUCAAGUUGGCCGAACAUAAACAACUGUCAAACCAGCAGCUUAUGUAUGUGUUUAGAAUCACUUUAUUAUGAAGACACAGCUCAGAGGAUGUUAAUAUUACAUUUACUAAUUGUCUUUCUUUUUUAGGAUGUCUGAAGCCCCAUCAGAGGCCGCUCUAUGCCGCAUGUCCUUCCUGUUGCUUUGCAUUUUGGGUAUGACCUUGGUGACAUCCGGCUUCCCUCAGCCUGGACUACCUCUCAGAAGUGCUGAGGAUUCAGAGGAAACGAAACGACCUGACCGGGACGUCCUGUACCCUUCCAUCUCUCUCCGUGACUGGAGCAUUCAGAUGUUGUCAGCGCCCAGCCUCCGAGCAGCAGCUGACAGCAAGGCAGGACUGGUGAAGGAGGCGUGGCUCUUUGACCCAGAGAGGACGGAGGCAGGGAUGGGAAAGGUGUGGCCUGCUGAAUGGUCAUCUCAGGGAGCCAGGAUGGUGAAGAGGAACAUGGUGGUUGCUGAUGAUGCUGCCUUCAGAGAGAAGAGCAAGCUCCUCACCUCCAUGGAGAGACAGAAGUGGCUCAACUCCUACAUGCAGAAACUACUGGUGGUUAAUUCUUCAUGAUCAUUCAGUCCUUACAGCUCUUAAAAAAGAAAAAAACAACUGUCUGAACUGUAC
Messenger RNA from Hippoglossus stenolepis (Pacific halibut), 903 nucleotides. RefSeq names its product parathyroid hormone 2 (gene pth2). Gene Ontology annotation, biological process: neuropeptide signaling pathway. The coding region runs from base 379 to 849 and encodes 156 amino acids. The record is from RefSeq and is a predicted model, not a curated record. The transcript has 3 exons. Lineage: Eukaryota; Metazoa; Chordata; Actinopteri; Pleuronectiformes; Pleuronectidae. Gene Ontology annotation, cellular component: extracellular region.